GCGCUGGGCAGGACCGCGGGCGCGGCGGCGGGGUUCCCAGGGGGCCAAGUCUUUCCCGACGGAGCCGGCGGGGGGCACCUGCCCGGUCCGGAGCCGCAGCAGACCGGCAGCAGCCGCUGGCACCGGCAUGUCUGCGGGACGGCUCCUGCCUGCGCGCCCGGGAGGCUCCCUGCCAGGAUCGCCCCGGCUGCAGGAGCCCUGACGGAGGAGGCGAAGCUCGGCCCGGUUUGAAAGUUUGCCAGGCACCCGCUAGUUUUAAUUGCUGCAAAGAUCCGCGGGGCUGUUUCCAAGCAUGGGAGACAGGCGGCCGGAGGCUCGCGCCAGCUCUUCCCCUGCCGUGGCUGCCAGCUCCGAAGCAGAAGAAAUAGAGGUUUUGGAGUCGGAGGAUGUCUUGCCUAUGGCCACAGAGGAUCACUGGAAAGCUCUGUUUGAUCAGUUUGACCCCGAGAGCACUGGCUACAUCAGCCCUGAGAAAUUCCAAAACCUCCUCCAGAGACACGGCUCGGAGCUGGACCCACACAAACUGGAGGUUCUCUUGGCCUUGGCAGACAAUAAUUCAGAUGGGAAGAUCUGUUACCAGGACUUCGUCAACCUGAUGAGCAACAAAAGGUCCAAUAGCUUCCGCCAAGCCAUUCUGCAGGGGAACAGGAGGCUGUGCAGCAAGGCACUGCUGGAGGAGUCGGGACUAAGCCUGUCCCAGAGGCUAAUUCGACAUGUUGCAUAUGAGACCCUGCCACGCGAGAUAGACCGGAAGUGGUACUACGACAGUUACACCUGCUGUCCUCCGCCCUGGUUCAUGAUUGCCAUCACCAUUGUAGAGGUUGCCUUUUUUCUUUACAACGGAGUGGUAUUAGACAGAUUUGUGCUGCAAGUCACCCAUCCUUUAUACCUGAAGAACUCAUUAGUGUAUCAUCCUCAGCUCCGUGCUCAGGCUUGGAGGUACCUAACCUACAUAUUCAUGCAUGCCGGGAUAGAACACCUUGGACUCAAUGUUGCUCUUCAGCUUCUGGUUGGGGUUCCCCUCGAAAUGGUGCAUGGAGCAGCAAGGAUUGGCUUUGUCUACAUUGCUGGAGUUGUAGCAGGUUCCCUGGCGGUAUCAGUAGCUGACAUGACUGCGCCAGUGGUGGGUUCCUCUGGAGGGGUUUAUGCACUCCUUUCUGCUCAUCUGGCCAACAUAGUAAUGAACUGGUCUGGAAUGAAGUGCCAAUUCAAGCUGCUGCGCAUGGCUCUUGCCUUGAUCUGUAUGAGCUUUGAAUUUGGAAGGGCUGUGUGGCUGCGGUUCCAUCCAUCUGCUUACCCCCCAUGUCCGCACCCAAGUUUCGUCGCCCACCUGGGCGGGGUAUUGGUUGGCAUCACAUUGGGCGUGGUCAUCCUAAGGAACUAUGAACAGAGACUCCAGGACCAGUCCUUAUGGUGGAUCUUUAUUUUUAUUUAUGUCGUCUUUGUAUUGUUCGCCAUCUUUUGGAAUGUUUUUGCCUACAAUCUAUUGGAUCUGAAGCUACCUCCACCUCCUUGAGAGCCUGGGACAGAGAACUCUGGAGGCAAAAAACUUUUUCAUCUGCCAGCUAUGUUAAAUUAAUCAAAACCAAGGAUUUAUUUUUAUAUGAUGAUUAGGGGAUAAGUAAAUGGUCUUCUGAAAAUGCACAAGUUAAGGAAACAUGUGACAUCGUUUCUAACUGUACUGUAUGCUGAAGAAGAUUAUUUAAGCUAAAACCUAACAAUAGAACUGGCCUGAGAGAAGUUGGAACAUGAGUCAUACAGGUACUGUUAACACUCAGUAGGGACCCAAUCCUGCAGCUUCUCCAUUGUGGCUAUUCCCCUGAGGAAGGGCUGCAGGAUCAACCCUAUGUUUGUAACUGGGCAUUUACCACUCGCUUUAUUAGCACACACAUUGAUGUUUAGUCUGGGUCACUUAAAUUUUUCCAGGUUAUGCUGGAUCCAUGACUAGUUGGUUUAUGAAACUCCUGUGUUUAACUGAAUAGUAAAACAAAAACAAGCUUCACUUUUACUAACUAGAGCAUAGGUGCUGGAAUGAGGGGUGCUGCUACACUCGCUGGCUUGAAGUAAUAAUGACAACCCAAAUACAUGGUUUCUGCCUUCAGCACCCCCUCUAUAAAAAUUGUUCCAGCACCACUGAACUAGAUUCAAGGGACACUGACAAGGCAAAUUGAAUUUGGUUUUAAUGGUUGAGUUUGACUGGUCAGCCAUGCCACUACCAUUGUCUUAAUACUUGAAUGGUUACUUAAAUAUUUAGUCCAUAGUUUAGGCUGUCUUAAGCAACUUCCAAAGGGGCCAGCAAAACUUAGUCACCUAUCAUGGUAGAGAUUGAUCUUCAACUAAAUGUCAAACAAAAUUGCACUAGAAACCUUGGGGAUACUAUAAAGUGGUUGUUUCAGAUGGGACACUGUAUCAGAGGUGGCUCUUACCAUCAGUACAUGUUUCACUUGAUUUUUACAACCCGUUGUGGUAAAUAAUUGGGUGGAGGCAGUUUAGGAUUUUGCUAAUGUUCAGUUGUGUUUUAUAUUGGUUGACAAUCAGGUUGUUUUCUUCUGCCCUUUCUUUCUGGCUAUGUAUGGUCUAAUGCCCUGUCUGCAAAGAGUUUGGAAAGCGUGUCAGAACUUCUCCAGCAGGGUUUGCUUAAACUCAGUUCUUGCUAGAAGAGUGUGGACAUGAUUUCCCUCAACAAUGUAGACGGGAAAUAUGCAGGUUAUAAAACCAUGCUACAAACCAUUCAGUAUGCUAGAGGCUAAGUUUAUCCACCAAAGUCAGCAGAGUUACACCAGGGAUUUAUUUGCCACUAGUUUCCUACCCAAGUGUGUCAUCCCUGGCUUGGCUGGUAUGACCAAUGCUUGUAAAAUACUGGGAAUAACUGUUGUGCGUGGACACAAAGUCUUGCCUAGGCAAUGGACCUUUAGGGGUUCCAAGCAACAAUUAGUUGUGAUGCCUUUUUGCCUAGUAUAGUGAGGGCACAGGUUUUAUAGAUUCCCUAACUGGUUUAUAGUACAGUUUGUAAAGCAAAAAGGCCUAAUAGCAUGAUUCACCAUGCCUAUAUAGACCAGGGAAACCAUUUAAAACCCUUUGUAGCAUGGGCUUUAAGCACAAAUCUCUAGUAAGGUGCUUAUGUUAUUUCACAUUUCACUGUUGACUGCUAACUGCACAGCAGAAAAAAAAACAGUCCAGGAAGGUGGAGGAUUUACCCUCUUAUAGGUUUCCCUUAAUUCCUCUGCCCCUUCUAUAUUGCCAUAGAUUUUAAGGCCAGAAAAGACCAUCAGAUCAUCCAGUGUAACCUUCUUUGUAACACAGGCUUUAGUCAUGAGGAAAUUCUAUGGCCUAUCUUCUGUCUUAAAUGGAUGCCCUUGAUAACACAAAAAAGGUGUGUGUGCAGGGUGUGAAAUUCACACCUGUGCAGAGGGCCAGCAGGAGGCCUAUGCAUCAGUUAAAUCUCACCUAAGACACAUACUGGAGGCUUAGGUGAGAUGGAUCAGGUCAUAGAUCUUGUUGGUCCUGUGUAUAGGGGUGAAUUUCACCCAUCCCAGAAGAUGGGGGUAGGAGACAUGGCUUCUAAAUCACAACCCGAGAGGGUCAAAAAUGCUCAAGUUUUGGGUGGGAAUUUUUUUCAUUUUUUUCCAUUAAAAAAAAUUUUUUUUUGCUGGACUGUUUUUGACCAGCUCUGUUUCCAAGGCUUGUAAUUCCCCCUAGCUGGGGAAAACAGAAUCCUGACAUUGUCUCCUGAGAUCUGGGCACCAGGUCUGGAAACAGGUGGCUUCCUAAUCUCUGCCAAAGACAAGCUCACAUAAUUAGAUGAUUUGGGCACAAUUUGGAAUCAGCAGCGAGUUUUGUUUGUCUUUCAGUAACACCUCUCUUUGUUCCUGAGCUUUAUUCUCUUGCCCACCUAGAUGAUGCCAGUGCUGAUGCUGAGGGCUGUGACCUCCUCCCAAGUGUUAACUCAGUGAUGUUCUUCAUCUGUCAUUUUAAUCCCUGCUGCUUUGGAUAAAACACUCUCCAUGGUGAAAGCCUGACUCCACUAAACUCAAUGGCAAAGCUCCCAUUGACUUUUUAAGGGUAUUAAAUGAGCCUUAUCUGCAAAGGAAACUUUUAUUUCCCCUUCUUCUUGUGCAGUGUCUGAAAGUUUUGAAGCAACUGCAACAGCAACAAAAUUGUUCCCUUUUAGUCUGAAGCAUGGUUCAUAAGACCCCACUUCAAGGAAGCCUUGUAAUAGGAAACCAUAAGGCCUAUUGUUUGAGAGCACUUGUGGGUUUCUUUGGUAUGGGUCCAAUUCCAAGUUAUCCAAAUUCCAAAUUAUCCCUGCAGUUUGGAGCCAGCUCUAAACAAUCACAUGUGCAAGAGUUUGGAUCCCUUGUUCCAGGUCAGGGAUCAUUCUGGGUGUUUCAUAAUGAUAGAUGCAGUGUAGUUGUAGCUGUGUCAGUCGCAGGAUAUUCGAGAGACAAGGUGGGUGAGGUAAAUAAGAUAUUGCCUCACUCAUCUUGUGUCAUAAUGAUAGAGACAGCAUCCUUGAGUGGGUGGGAGAGCAGGGAGAGAGGAAUAACUAGAGAUUAGAUAAUUAGUUGCUAAAAACAUUAUUCAGAUUGGAGGAGGAGGACAUCUCUGCUUCAGUCCCCUUCUCUGGAUAUUGAUAAAUCAUACCUUUUACAGGUGCCUUUAAACUAGAGCUGGUCAGAAAAAAGAGGAGUUUUCCACAUGGAAAAUUGUGAUAAAAAUGAAAAAAAAAAAUUGUGUUCAUUGACGUUUUCAGCAGAAAAAAUGACUUUUCAUCAACAAAACAACAAUUAUUAGCCAAAACUUCCAAAACCCAGAUUUUUUUUGUCUAAAAACUGAAAAAUGUUUCUGGUUUCCAACCAAAAAAAAAAACCCAAACAUUUUUUAACUUUUAAUUUUGAGGAAAGUAGACACUUCCUCACAAAAAAAAAAAAAAAAAAAAGCUUUGUCAAAAACUCAAUUUUCCGUCAAAAAAUUAUAUGGAACAUUUUCAAUCUGCCCUACUUUAAACUUCAUGAAGAUUUCUUCCGAACAUUUUUAUUUUUGGACUGCACCACAUGGGAAGGAAUUUACAUGCAAAUUCCCAAGGAACCUCCCUUCAAGGGCACUCUCUCCCUCUAAAAAAUCUCUGUCCUACCUCUGUGUAAAGGUGUGUCAACUGCCCCUCGGAGUCACUGUUACGAAGAAUGCAGGUUUGUUGUAGUAAAGUGCUGCUAGAUGGGUCUUUGGUGAUGGAGAGACUAUUUUACAUCCCAUUUCAGCCUCACCAUGUGUCAGUAUUUGAAUGAGAGAGAGGGAAAGAAAUCAACAUAUUAUCCAUACUAGAUAAUUGAAGGCUGUACUCAGCAGCUUGCAUGUUAGAAAACUCCUCUUGACCUCCCUGAAAGAGGUAUAGGAUUAGCCCUUGAGGGCCUGUUUCUACAAAUGCCUCUGUCCCAGCUGUACCUGUUCAGUGGCUUAAUAAUGGACUUUAGACUCCUAGGCCAUCAAUCUCCUUGUUAUCUGUCAUCCUUUUCCUAGCACUGGCCAAGAUAGAUCAUCAGUCCAGGAGGAUGAAGAUAGAUGGGGGGGAUUCUCUGACCGUGGGACCAUAUUCCAGUUCUUCAUCCAUUCAUUCAUCUAGGCAGGGCUCCUUGGAAGAUCUCCGCCAGCUUCUUCCAUCCCUCCUUUUAAUCCUGUGACCUGCCUCCCUAGCCCUGUUUGUGCAUUUUUUUUGUCUCAGUGAUCUGUUGAUUUUUCUGUUCUGUUGCUCCCUCCCUCAUCUGAAGGAGCAGGCCUUCAUUGCUUGGGUGGGCUCUGCCAACCAAUCCCAGUUCUCAGUUAGGCUGACACCUGAAACCAGCACUAAAUUCACACAUACAGAUGAAUAAAUCAAGCGUUUUAUAUUUCAAUAUAUUAAGGGUGAAUUCAUCCACACACCUCACACAAAGGCAAGGAAAUGAACAUAAUCUAUGCUCAAUGUCACCAGCUGAGAGAUCAAGGGCAGUACAAGACACUUGGGCUGAGAUCUUUACUCCCUCUUUUGAAAACUGUUUGAUAGAUUCUGACACUAUUUUAAAGAGCUUGUGCAGUUUGAUAUUUUAAAAUGGUUAAUAUCAAUCUCAAUUAUGCUGUCUUUUAAACUCAGUGAGUGAAUAGAGGAUAGAUUUUCUCUUUCACCUCCAGAUGUCCUUGCUGUUGCCGGUUUGUGUCAGAGCCUUAACAUUACUCGUCUCCAGUCAUUUGUGGAUGAAUUGGGACUUACAGGCUCUUCUCAUCUGGUCACGAAGGAGCAAUUUACAUCGUGAAUUGAUUUUCUUUUUUUUUAAUUCAGCUGCUACCAGAAUUUCACAUUAUGUAGUUCAACAAAAUGUGAAUGUAUUGGACCUUACAGAUACUUAAUUCACACACUCUCUCUGACAUUAUGAUCAACAUGAAGACACUAGUGAGUGGUGUAUAUUUUAUAACAAGUUUUUUCUUGUGCUAAUGUCCUUGGACAAGUAUUUCAUGGUGAAAAGAAGAGAUGUGGUGAACCUGUAAGAGCUAUUCCCAUAGUCGAUGUUGAAUUGCAGCACAGCUACUGUAUAGGAUUAUCCAGUAUUGGGCUUUAGGGAGCAACCAGAUGGGAGGGGUAAUGAAGACUGACUCAGAAUCUGGGGACACGAGUAAUACAACUCUUAGAGAGACACCUGCUGGUCAAUUCAGAGGUUGACACUGGCAGCUGCUUUCACUUAGAACUCCAUGCUGAUGGCUCCUUCUCAUGGGAGCCAAAAAGAAAGAAAUUAAUAGGGGCCAAAAAAAAAAGCACCAUCCAGAAUGAAAAGAUGAGUGUACAGUCAGUGGGAGUUGCAAGUUGCACCUCUUAUUCUUAGAUCCUUGGAUCUAGAAACAUUUUUUUGCACACAUCACUAAUAUUAAAUAAAGGAAAAAGCCAGAUAAGGAGGGAUGGGAUAUGAGCUCACGAGAAAUAACCUCUACAUGUGGGUUAAGGAAGAAAAACUUUUAACUUUUGCUAAAUCUUUAACUAAGCAUUUCAUGUCCUUUUUCCAGUCAGCCAGUAAUACUUCGCGCUUACAUAGCAUAUCAAAAAUAUUUAUGAAUCUUCACUACUUGCUUAGGUAGAAAUAAGUAUUUUAUAAAUGAGGAAACUGAGGCUAGGGGAGUUACAACUUGUACAAGGUGACAAAGUGAGCUUUUGUCAGAACUGGGACAAGAACUCAGGGAUCCUAUCUCCUGGACCAUGCUCUGUCCAAUGGACCAUACUGCCUCUGGUUUUCAGAUUGGAGAAUUUGGGUUUUAAUUUGUAUACAACAGAUGGAAUCCUAUGCUUGGUCCCAAAAUAGUGUGGCCAUCUCACAAAGUCAAUAGACCUCCUAAGAUGUCCAAGAUUUUGUGCCAACAUUUUAUUCUUGCAAGAUUUUGGGCUGGAUUUUCAAAAGCACUUACCGUAUAUACUCAAUCAUAAGCCGGUUCGUUUAUAAUGGGUUCUCAAACUGGGGCUCGGGACCCCUCAGGGGGUCACAAGGUUAUUACAGGGCGGGUCGCGACCUGUCAACCUCCAUCCCAAACUCUGCUUUGCAUCCAGCAUUUAUAAUGGUGUUAAAUAUAUAAAAAAGUGUUCUUAAUUUACAAAGGGGGGGUUGCACUCAGAGGCUUACUAUAUGAAAGGGGUCACCAGUAAAAAAAAAAGUUUGAGAGCCACUGGUUUAUAAGCCGACCCCCCCCCUCCCCAGAUGGAUAAGUAAAAAUAGAAAAUUUUUAUGACCCAUUCAUAAGCCGACCCUAUAAUUCAGGGGUCGGCAAACUUUGGCUCCCGGGCCAUCAGGAUAAGCCGCUGGCGGUUUGUUUACCUUGAGUGUCUGCAGGCAUGGAGGUAAACCUAAGUAAACAAACUGUCCCAGCCCGCCAGCGGCUUACCCUGAUGGGUCGGAACAGCAAGUGGUGGGAAAAUUUUGGGCGAGGGAGAAGCUGGCGGUCAGGGGAGUAACCCCUAUGACCACCCCCCACAUGACCCUACCCACAGCCCGGGACCCCCACACUCUCCCCAUCCCAUCCCUUCCCACCUUAGCUGGGGCGGACCAGGGGAGGAUGUCUCUGGCCUGGCUGGAGCUGCUCUGGCAGGCGCGGCUGCAACCUGCCAGCCGCAGAGCUGCAGCUGCUUCAGAGGUUGAGGGGAGAGCAGCGUGGCCAGAAGCGGAGACACUCUGGCCCCAUCUCUUCCCUUCUGGCUUUGCUGCCUCUCCUUGCCCCCUCUGUUGGGGGAGGGGCUGUGUCCCACCUCUCCCCCUCUAUACC
Molecule: messenger RNA, 8271 nt
Organism: Caretta caretta (loggerhead turtle)
Lineage: Eukaryota; Metazoa; Chordata; Testudines; Cheloniidae
Gene: RHBDL3
Product: rhomboid like 3
Cellular component (GO): membrane
Molecular function (GO): serine-type endopeptidase activity; calcium ion binding
Source: RefSeq, a predicted model, not a curated record